Musca domestica (house fly) is the source of this 4599-nucleotide messenger RNA. RefSeq names its product protein doublesex (gene dsx). The coding region runs from base 2127 to 3704 and encodes 525 amino acids. The transcript has 7 exons. The record is from RefSeq and is a predicted model, not a curated record. Gene Ontology annotation, cellular component: nucleus. NCBI's taxonomy places the organism in Eukaryota, Metazoa, Arthropoda, Insecta, Diptera, Muscidae. Gene Ontology annotation, molecular function: RNA polymerase II cis-regulatory region sequence-specific DNA binding; DNA-binding transcription factor activity, RNA polymerase II-specific. Gene Ontology annotation, biological process: regulation of transcription by RNA polymerase II; sex differentiation.
UUGUUGUUGAAACAGUUUGAAAUUGUCGCUGGUAUCCUUAACAUCGUUCAUCGUUGUCGCCAACAAUAGUGUGUUUCUGAGCGUUUCCGUACCCCAAGCUCAACAAAAAGAGUCAUAACAAGACGAAGUGCAAGGAAAAAAGAAAAGCUGGGGACAAACUAUUGCCCAGCAUAAAAAAUAUGAAUUUUCCGUGUUGUGUGUGUCCUCUAUAAAAUUCCAAGAAGCAUAUUUCGUUUUUAGAGAUCCUCGAUUCGCCACCGCCACCAGACAGAUAGUUCUGGUUUGUUAGUUGGUGUGUUUGAUUUUGUAUUUGUUUACAUUUGAACAUAAUUUGCAUACAUCCAUCCCCACACGAAUGUAUGUAUGUAUGAAGAUGUGUGUGGUGCUUGAGAGAGAUUUCUCAGUGACCGAUAAAUGAAUGUUGUGUCUACUCCGAAGAGUGUGAGCUAUUUUAAGUUUUAUUCUCCAAGCAACCGCGAUAAUCAUGCUGUUGUCAGUGAGCAACACAAAGCCAGCGAGAGAUGUCGAAGUUAGUGUGAAAAAAAUCGAGAAAAUUUGUUUGUGAAACUUUCUCACCCCACCCAACACAACCAUAUUUUACCGGUCCCUUUAUCGACAUCUCAUCAAACGAAAAGAAAAAGAGAGAGCUCCCCAUCCGAGCGAGCCUUCGCGGCGUAUGAUUGUUUGUGUGUGUGCUCGUCUAUAAAUUUUUGUUUGUUUUUGUUUUAUUGCCUGCAAUUGUGUGUUCUUUUAUCAAUGUUUUGGUCGCGACCGCUGCAUUUGUCGUGACCGCCGUGCCCUUGGCGUCUUUGAAAUCCGACAACAACAACAACAAAAAAAGAGAAGUGCAUUCGAUUCGAUACGAUUGAUGUUGGAAUUGUGACAAAAAGUGGUUUUUGCGGUCUUUAGUGCAUUUAAAAACAAACACAAAGAGAAUAAAGUGAAAAAUUAAUGAAAAUAAAAAGGCAAACAAAGGUGACAAAAAUAGGAAUUUAUUGCAACGGCAUUCAAAUAUAACUGAAUAUAUAAAAAAUGUAUGUACGUAUGUGUGUGUGUGUGCGUACACACAUAAAACCAUAGCAAUGGCAAAGCAUGGCAGCAACAAAGUCGUUUAACUCGUUACAUUAUUGCCAUAAUUUUAUUGCCAACAACGUGUAUCUCGGAGUCAAAUCAAACAGCAACAACAACCGAUCGAUGACUGCGAGUGGUAGUCAGUCCCAAAGUCAAAUGUGUAAUGUGAAUGUUCGAUCUCAACAGAAUUGCAUCUCUAUUUCGGAAAAAAAAUACAACAACGAAAACAAGAAACACCAAGUUCUCCCCAAACAUUUAACUGCAAACAACAAAACAAAAACGGCAACGGAUCAACAACAGCAGCAAACUGACAACGUCACACAUUUUGACGUUGCUGUGAGUUUUUUUCUUUGGUUCGUUUGUUUUGAUUGUGAUGCUGUCUGUCGACGUUUUCUUCAGUUCAUCACCACCAUUCUUGGCCUGCCGAAGAAUGCAACUCAGCCGUGCAGAGCAGUAGAUGAAGAGCAGUUCCUUUCUAAAAAUAUAUCAACGGCUACAAAAAAAUCAACAACAACAAAAUUUUUGUUUGUGAUUUAGCAGCAACAAAGAUUCAAUUUGAAAUUACAAAACACUUGCACGACUACUACGUCAAUCACGGCAACGUUCAAAUUCCGCGGUGACCAUGUGGCCAGCCAGCCAGCUAAACUAGACGUGAAAUUCGAAGGAAGGAGCCAAACCAAAGCCCUUUUUCGCUGAGUGUAAUGCAAAAAUAAAAUAUGAUGAGAAUUUCAAACAAAGAAAAAUCUCGAUAAUGGAUGAACCAUAAUCGCCGAGAUUCUUGAAAUGAUCUAAAUCGAAAGAAAGAAAAAAAUAAAAUCUGAAAUCUGAAAAUUUGAAAACAUUUUGUGACAUUUUAAAGAAAAAAAAAAAAAAAGGAAAGAAAUACUCAUUUUUGAUUUUUUUUAUCCAAAUCAAUCUAGUCUCAGUCCCGAUUGAGAUACAAAAAGUGUAGAGUGCGCGCUCCAAUCUCAGUUUUUCGUUGAAGUUGAACUUUCACUUCCCGUCUCGUCUCGUUUCGUUUUUCCAGCACCUCGUUGCCCCACCCAACAUUUUGAAUGGUUUCUGAGGACAGCAACUGGCACAGCAGCGACACCAUGUCCGACACGGACAUGCACGAUUCGAAGAAUGACAUUUGCGGUGGUGCUUCCAGCUCCAGCGGCAGCUCUGGCACCCCACGAACCAAACCGAAUUGUGCCCGCUGCCACAACCAUGGCCUGAAGAUCAAAUUGAAGGGCCACAAACGUUACUGCAAAUAUCGCUUUUGCAAUUGUGAGAAAUGCCGCCUGACAGCCGAUCGGCAGCGGGUCAUGGCCCUGCAGACGGCCCUGAGGCGGGCCCAGCAACAGGACGAGGCAAGGAUCCUGCAAAUGCAUGAAGUGCCACCGGUGGUGCAUCCACCCACGGCAUUGCUGAAUGCCCAUCACCAUCAUCAUCAUCCGUUGCCGCAUCACAUAACGCAACAGCUGCACCACCAUCCCCAUCAUCCACAUCCGCAUUUGGUGGAUGCCUCUGCAGUGGCGGCAGCCGCUGCUGCAGGAGUUGGUGUUGGCCCGGUACCCCCGCAUCAUAUUGCUGCUGCUGCUAUACCUACAAUACGUUCACCGCCGCACAGUGAUCACAGCGCCAACGGUGGAGGUGGUGGCGGCGGAGGAGGAGGAGGUGGUGGUGGUAGCGGAUCAGGUGGAGGCGGUGGUGGAUCUGCUGGUGGUGGUUCAAAUGGUGGUGGCGGUGGCGUUGGUCCCAGUUCCUCCAGCAUGAACGGCAUGGCCAGCAGCAGUAGUGCUGCAUCUAGUUCCACAGCACCACCACACCACACCCCACCGGAUCACACACAUCAUCACCACCAUCAUCAUCAUCCACAUCCCCAUUUAGUUUCGGUGCCACCGACCGCACAAUCUGUCGAUAGUUCGUGUGAUUCAUCGUCACCGUCGCCGUCCUCAACGUCGGGUGUGGCCGUACCGGUAUUGGUACCGAAUCGAAAGCCAAAUCCAGAGCAACAACAGAAUGGUGCUGAUAUGUCUAUAGAUCUAAUAUUAGAUUAUUGCCAAAAAUUAAUAGAAAAAUUUGGUUAUCCAUGGGAGAUGAUGCCCCUAAUGUAUGUGAUACUAAAAGAUGCCGGUGUUGACAUCGAUGAGGCUUCAAAGCGUAUUGAAGAGGCCAUACAAUUGUUUAAGCAAUACGACAGUCUGAUAAGCAUCUACGAUGGACACGAAUGGCGUAGCAAAGCAAGUCUGAAACGUAAAGCCGAAAGUGAUGCCCGAAACGCGGAAUGUGAUGAAACAACCAAACGUAUGAGAAUAGAGGAACAUUUAAAUCAACUGACACAAACCUACUACAAUUAUCAGCGUUAUGCAGCGCUACCACCGGUCUAUUGGGGCUAUCCGUCCAUACAGUUUGGUCGUGCCGUCUGGACGGAAUUACCAAAUCCCAAUUUUGCCGCAAUCAUACCACCGCAUCUAGCUGCCACAACACCCGAUGGACCUCAGUCGCUGAGUCGAAGGUCACCCAGCCCCUUCAAGAAUAGUCGACCCAGCAGCAGUUUGGGCAGUGAAUCGACGACAGUCACAUCGUUGCCAACACCGGGGGUGUUAGCAGCAGCGGCGGCGGCAGCAGCUGCAGCAGCCGCCACGUAGCAUUAUCAUCAGCAGCAACAGCAACAGCAGAAGUUGGGCACAACGUCAACAUCAGCAUCGGGGUCGGCAAGUGCAGCGGCGACAACAAUGGCAACAACUGUUUUAGAAGUAGACGAUUGAACUGUCCACUCAGCAGAUGGCGCUCUAUUAACUGUGUAAAUAACAAAAGAGUCCGCUACGAAAGAAGUAACAGCUUUCAAAAUUACGCUAAUUACAACAAAAAAAUUUGAUAUCCUCAUCGUUCUAAAAAUAUAUAUAUUUUUUCGUGAUAUUAAAAUAAAGAAAAACUACAAAAUUAAGAACUCAAGUAUAUAUUUCAUAUUAACUAAAUAAGGAAAUUAUUAAAUCAAUAAAAUUAAAAAAAAAAAACAAUAAAAUUAUUUGUGGCUGUACACUUUUCCUAUAACCAGUACUUCUUUAUCUCAUUCCGUCUAUUGCGCCAAAUAUAACAAGGAUCAUUGAAAAAAGAAAACUUAACAAUGGAAUGAAAAUACCCACACAUACAGACAGACACACACACACAUAAAACAUCCAAACAUAAAUGGAUGAAUGAAUGUAAAUGUAAGCUUUGUUAAGAUUUAAACAACAACAAAAACAAAUCAUAAAAAAAACCAAUUGUGAAUGUUUAUUUAUAAAUAUUUUUUAAAUAAAAUCUAACUUUUUAAAGAAAUUAUGUAGAGAAAGAACAACAACAACAAGUCAUUAGAUUAUUUAUUAUUAUUAACAUUAUUAUAAAUGUAUGUUUGGUCAUAAGGCAAAACAAAAAAAAAACAACGGAGAAAAAAUCAUAAAACUACAACAACAACAAAAUAAGCACAUUGAAUAGCAAAUAUGAUCUCAAUGAAUUACAGAUGGAAAUUGUACACAUUGUAUAUAAAAAUUAAUAUGAAAAUUA